Molecule: messenger RNA, 636 nt
Organism: Nematocida ausubeli
Lineage: Eukaryota; Fungi; Microsporidia
Exons: 1
Coding region: 1-636 (211 amino acids)
Biological process (GO): translational initiation
Cellular component (GO): eukaryotic translation initiation factor 4F complex
Molecular function (GO): RNA 7-methylguanosine cap binding; translation initiation factor activity
Source: RefSeq, a predicted model, not a curated record
AUGAGUAUGGAUAUGGAGAAUAUGCCGGCACGGCACAAGCUAAAUGAAGAGUGGGUCUUAUGGUUUGAUUAUCAGGAUAAAAAAUAUACAAACAAUGACAACUGGAGCGAUAGUUUGCACAAGCUUGGAACUGUUUCAGAUAUAGAGGCAUUUUGGAGCACUUUAAAAGAGAUUGGUGAUUUAGCUCUUUUGCCUGUUAGCUCAAAUCUUCACUUCUUUAGAAAUGGAAUAGAGCCCAUGUGGGAGGAUCCAAGAAACUCUGCUGGUGGGAAGUGGGUUUUGGAGCUUCCUUUUGGCCAGAAUCCAGAGCAAAUAUGGACAAACACCCUGCUGUUCUGUAUUUCUGAAAGCUUCUUAGUAAGAGCUCCAAAUGGGGUGCUGCAGGAUUCUAUUAUUUCUAACUCAACAAUAGAUAGAGCUUUAUCAGGCGCCAUUUGCGGGGCUGUUUUUUCACCGCGUAAGAACUAUAUAAGAAUAAGUAUAUGGACCAGCAUUAAAGACAAAAAAGUCACACGCAUUGGAGAGCUGUGGAAAGAGUUUGCUGAGAUCCCUGGAAACGUUAAAAUUUCCUUUAAAGUACACGAGAGCGCAAUCAAGGGGUCAAAAGACUCGUCUUCAGACGUCUAUUCUCUGUAA